Molecule: messenger RNA, 1316 nt
Organism: Meleagris gallopavo (turkey)
Lineage: Eukaryota; Metazoa; Chordata; Aves; Galliformes; Phasianidae
Source: RefSeq, a predicted model, not a curated record
UUUUCUUAUUGUUGUUGUUAGAUACAGUCGAUGCUAAGGGAAGUAGCACUGGACAACAUACUCCAUUUGAAUCUGUGGAUCCAUCAGAUCUGGAUUGCUCCCUGUGUAUGAGGCUCUUCUAUGAACCUGUCACCACGCCUUGUGGACACACCUUCUGUCUCAAAUGUCUUGAGAGAUGCUUGGAUCACAACCCCAAAUGUCCCCUGUGCAAAGAAGGGCUCUCAGAGUGCUUGGCUAUGAGGAAAUACUGCAAAACAGUACUAAUGGAGGAGUUAAUAGCUAGAUAUCUUCCAGAGGAACUCACUGAAAGAAGAAAGAUUUAUGAAGAGGAAAUAGCAGAGCUUUCCAACCUCAAUAAGAAUGUUCCUAUAUUUGUCUGCACAAUGGCUUAUCCUACAGUCCCGUGUCCUUUGCACAUCUUUGAGCCCUGUUAUCGCCUGAUGAUUCGAAGGUGCAUGGAGACUGGCACCAAGCAAUUUGGGAUGUGCAUUAGUGACCCUGUGAAGGGGUUUGCAGAUUAUGGCUGCAUUCUGGAGAUAAGAAAUGUUGAAUUCUUUGCUGAUGGUCGCUCUGUUGUAGACAGCAUUGGCAAGAGGAGAUUUAAGGUGAUACAGCACAGCCAGCGUGAUGGCUACAACACAGCAGAUAUUGAGUACAUCGAGGAUCAAAAGGUGCAAGGACAAGACUAUGCUGCGCUGCUUGUUCUCCAUGAUUCUGUCUACGAUCAGGCAUAUAUGUGGUUUAAUUCACUCAAGCAAGCACUGAAGAGUAGAAUUCUCAGUCACUUUGGUCCAAUGCCAGCCAAGGAUCCUGACCCACAGGUAUCCAGAAUCAGUGGUUUAUGUAACUUCAGAGACACAGGUAGCAAGGAUAGCUGAUAACUGGGAAGCAUCGUCUUCUGUGAGGAGAAAUAAGAAUGUUCAUCACUUAUCCUGCAUAAGCAAAGUAUCUGGGUUAUGUUGCCAUGCACCAGUAGCAGCACUGUUGUGAACAGAAAGCUCAUACGUAAUGUUGGUAACUUCCUGAGAAUACUUAACCCACACAAUGAAUCCCGGGAGAUGUAAAUGCCUUUUUGCCUACUCUGCUUCCCCAAUUAAAUGAGUAAGAGAAAAUAGGGAAGGAAACUCAUUACUCUGGCUCAAGGACUGCAAAUUACAGGGAUCCUGAAAGAACAAAAUGUAACAACAGAAAUUAAAUAUGAAACAAGUAUAAAGUACAAAGAAGGGACCUAGGUAUCCCGAAGAACUGGAUCCAGUAAUGAAUUAGGGAAAAAAAUGUAGAAAGCCCAACCUACAGACUUCUUGCUUUUUUUUAAA